CUCCCUACAAACGGGAAACAAGAUGGCGGCGGCAGGUCCGAGUACUCGGGCCUCUUCCGCGGCGGCAGCGGCAGCUCUGAAUCGGCGGGGUCGGCGGGGCCGCUGUGACGAGAUGGCGGCAGCCAAGACUGGGACCCCGGGCCCGGCCUCUGGCCCCGCGCUGCUGGUGUUGGCGCCGCCGGUGCUGCAGCCGCCGCCACCGCCGCGGUCGGAGGAGUCGGACUGCGCUGGGUGCCUGGAGACCCCGGGGGAAGCGGCGGCCCUGCCGUGCGGCCACUCGCUGUGCCGAGGCUGCGCCCAACGCGCCGCCGACGCGGCGGGCCCGGGUUGCCCGCGCUGCCGCGUCCGCGGUCCGGGCUGGGCCCGCCGUCGGGCCCGCGACAACUGGCAGCCCGACGCGGAGGUGCUGGGCGAGCGCGCCCGCCGCGGCCCACCCGAGCGCUGCCGCCCGCGUCGUGACGGGGGCGCGGCCGCCGCGGGGCCCAGGCCCGAGCAGGAGACGCGCGCCGCGCCCGCGGAGCCAGAGUUUAUAUUCAGAGCACCAAUCAAAUUAAGCAAGCCUGGGGAACUUCGUGAGGAAUAUGAAAGCCUGCGAAAGCUGAGAGAAGAAAAGUUACAAGAGGAGAAAACCUCUGAAGAUCAAAUCCACAGGCUGUUACCAGAGGAUACAGAAAUGGGAAAAAGGAAAAUGGAUGAACAGAAAAAAAGAGAUGAGCCAUUAGUACUGAAGACAAAUCUAGAGCGCUGUCCUGCACGUCUCUCAGAUUCAGAGAAUGAAGAACCUUCUCGAGGCAAGAUGAUACAGACACACCGCUCGGCAUUUGUUUCCAAGAACAACUCCUACUCCUUAUCUUUCCUGGCAGGGAACCUAAAUUCCAAGAUGGAAAGGAGUCAGAGCUGCAGUGACACUGGUCAGGACAGAGUGAAGGGCAGACUGAGAGCAGCCCCAACCAGCAAAGCCAAGGUCACAACCAUGACCCCAGCCUCCAACCCUAUCAUUGGCGUCCUCUUGUCCACCCAAAACAACCGCUGCCUCUCGGCCCCUGACUUAACCAUUGAAAAGCGUCUGCCCUUCAGCUCCCUCUCAUCCUUGGCUUCCUUGCAUAAGCCAGAGCGCUCCAUCAGCCCUGAGAGCAACGACAGCAUCUCCGAAGAACUAAACCAUUUCAAGCCCAUUGUCUGCUCACCGUGUACUCCUCCCAAGAGGCUCCCUGAUGGCCGUGUACUGAGUCCCCUCAUCAUCAAAUCAACACCCCGCAACCUAAACAGAAGCCUGCAGAAGCAGACUUCUUAUGAGGCUAGUCCACGGAUCCUCAAAAAGUGGGAACAGAUCUUUCAGGAGCGGCAGAUCAAAAAGACCCUUUCGAAAGCCACCCUCACCUCCCUGGCUCCAGAAACAGGGGAAGACUUACUCGUCACUGAAGUUACCCAUUCUAGCAAGGAGAAGCCACUUCUGGCUUUAAAUACAAGACUGUCCAGUGGGCAAGUACUCUCUGAGUAUACAGGACCUACCCCCACUGACCUUGAUUAUUUCCCCUCUGUUAGCCAGACAAAAGCAGAACAGGGCAGUGACAGUAAAAGGAGCACUGAGAUCCCAUUAGAAACCUGCUGUUCUUCAGAACUCAGAGUGGGAGCCAGUGGGACUUCUUUGGAGAGAGAGCAGUUUGAAGGGUCAGGGUCAUCUCCAGAUGCCAAGUUAGAUAAAACCUGUAUAACAACAACUAUGAGAAUCUCAGCAGUUAAUUCAGUGCUACCUAAAAACAGUGUGUUGGGCGGGGUCCUCAAAACAAAGAAACAGCUGAAGACAGUGAAUCAUUUUGAUCUGCCUAACGGUGUUCUGGCAGACAACCUAGGUGAGGAGCCACUUCCUUCCUUGCGUCGGGGCAGGAAAAGACGCUGUAAGACCAAGCACUUGGAACAAAAUGGCUCCCUUAAGAAACUGCGACAAAGCAGUGGUGAGGUGGGUCUGGCCCCAGCAGACCCAGUACUGCGAGAGAUGGAGCAGAAAUUGCAGCAAGAGGAAGAGGACCGGCAGCUCGCUCUGCACUUGCAGCGCAUGUUUGACAGUGAGAGGCGGACUGUGAGUCGGCGGAAAGGAAGCGUGGAUCAGUACCUCUUGCGGUCCAGUAGCAUGGCUGGGGCCAAGUAGCACCCGCUGAACAGUGUUGCCUA
Messenger RNA from Balaenoptera musculus (blue whale), 2172 nucleotides. RefSeq names its product ring finger protein 169 (gene RNF169). The coding region runs from base 23 to 2149 and encodes 708 amino acids. The record is from RefSeq and is a predicted model, not a curated record. The transcript has 6 exons. Gene Ontology annotation, cellular component: nucleus; site of double-strand break. Gene Ontology annotation, biological process: double-strand break repair. Gene Ontology annotation, molecular function: ubiquitin-protein transferase activity; nucleosome binding. NCBI's taxonomy places the organism in Eukaryota, Metazoa, Chordata, Mammalia, Artiodactyla, Balaenopteridae.